Messenger RNA from Cornus florida, 1670 nucleotides. Its product is annotated as voltage-dependent chloride channel 1, chloroplastic-like. NCBI's taxonomy places the organism in Eukaryota, Viridiplantae, Streptophyta, Magnoliopsida, Cornales, Cornaceae. The record is from RefSeq and is a predicted model, not a curated record. The transcript is spliced from 4 exons. Gene Ontology annotation, biological process: regulation of photosynthesis, light reaction. Gene Ontology annotation, molecular function: voltage-gated chloride channel activity. Bases 124 to 1368 code for a protein of 414 amino acids.
AACUGUUUCUAACAACCCAUCCCCUCUCUUUCUUAACUAUCUCACUCUCAAAUCAAAACAUGUUCCAGCAAAUCCCAACAGCUCUCUUCCUCUCUCCCCAAACCCUAACCCUAAUUUUGUCCAAUGACAAAACACACCAGCCACAUCCAGCCCCCCGCCAAUUUCUUAUCUUCAUCCCAUUUUACCCUCAGAAUUCUCCUCAAAUUACAACACCCACACUUUCCCUCAAAACCCCACAAGCAGCUCUGUCUCAGAGUCCUCUGUUCACAGCGCUCACAAUCCCCAAAUCCUUCUUCCUCUCAAACCCUAAACCUAAAUUCAAUUCUCCAUGCAAUACCCGAUUGGGCUGACAGUAUCAAAGAGAGGGGUAUGCAACAGAAAAGGUAUCUGUACAACCAUGAGAUGUGGGUACAGCAUAGAAGCUCUUCACGCCACAUCCGUCAUCUGUUGUCGAGUCUCAGUUCCCGGGUGAUUCUGUCGUUGAUUCCUCCUGUGAUUGUGUUUACUUCGGUGGCUGUGCUCAUUGCAAGUUACAAUACAGCGGUUUCAAUCCAUUGGUUGCCGGAGUUUUUCCCGGUGUUGAGGGCCUCAACCUUGCCUUACCAGUUGACGGCGCCGGCUUUGGCGCUUUUGUUGGUGUUCAGGACAGAGGCAUCGUAUUCGAGGUUUGAAGAAGGCAGGAAGGCAUGGACUAGGGUUAUCUCGGGCACAAGUGAUUUGGCUAGGCAAGUGAUUGCCAGUGUGGAAAAUUCGAAAGAUGCAGUGCUAAAGAAGGCCCUUUUGCAGUAUAUAAUGGCAUUUCCAGUUGCCCUCAAGUGCCAUGUGAUUUAUGGCUCAGAUAUCAAACGAGACCUCCAGCCUUUGCUUGAAGUUGAUGAUUUAGCAGUAGUUCUCAGUUCGAAGCAUCGCCCCCGCUGCAUUAUUGGGUUCAUCUCUCAGGGCCUCCAGUUACUAAAUUUGGACGAGUCAAAGAGAAAUAUGUUGGAGUCAAAAAUAUCUUGUCUCCAUGAAGGUAUUGGUGUUUGUGAGCAGCUUAUAAGCAUACCAAUUCCUCUCUCCUACACUCGCUUGACCUCAAGGUUUCUGGUACUCUGGCAUCUUACUCUUCCCAUUAUACUUUGGGACGAUUGCAAUUGGAUUGUGGUUCCUGCAACUUUUGUUAGUGCUGCUUCCUUGUUCUGCAUCGAAGAAGUGGGUGUUCUUAUUGAGGAGCCCUUUCCAAUGCUUGCACUUGAUGAACUGUGCAAGCUGGUUCGCAACAACAUUCAAGAAGCCAUUGAUUCCAAGGAACUGAUUCAAGCACAAUUUACUGCCAAACAAAAGAGUCGUGCUAAUGAGCACUCGCCAAAUGGUUGGCCCAACUCUUAGGUGGACAAGGAACCCAGGUUAAACGAUCUUCCCAAACCCACUCCGGGACAUGCCCCAUAUUUUUGUCAUAGCCUUCAAAGUAGAAAGUUGUGUACACCAUAGGUAAUCUGAAUAGUCUGUUUUUGUUGAUAGCCGAGAGCAUGUACAAAUUUGUAAAGGGGAAUUGAAAUACCCUCAAACGGUUAUCCAUUUAUGUAUGUAUAUACAGAUCUUGCUCUUGAGAAAAUGAACCAUUAGUGACUUCCAUUUUCGAAACAUUGUUUCCCUUAUUCAUCUAGGAAGUUUUUGAACAAUUGUUCAAU